Molecule: messenger RNA, 762 nt
Organism: Symbiodinium necroappetens
Lineage: Eukaryota; Dinophyceae; Suessiales; Symbiodiniaceae
Source: the annotation of a GenBank genome assembly
GCCUGCUGGGAGCCGGGGAGCGUGCUGGAGGUUGCCAAGAAUGGCCCGAUCUGCUUCCAGGGAAAGGGAGGCCCUGGACGGUUUCAGGCCUUCAAGCAGUUCGUCGGCCUCGCUGGCGAUGAAGUGGAGAGCGAGGACUGCUUGAACCUCAAUGUCUUCGCCCCCGAGAAGGCAAGAAACUUGCCCGUCUUCGUGUGGAUCUAUGGGGGUUCGAGUGUGGAGGGCCAUGUGGGCUGGGACUUCUACGGCCCACUCGACAACAUCGUGCGCCGUCAUCCCUGCGUCGUCGUGGCCAUGAACUACCGCCUCGGCGUCUUGGGCUACCUGGCACUCAAGGAGCUCUCGGCCGUGGACCCCCGAAAAGGCAGUGGCAACGCAGGCAUCACGGACCAGCAGCUGGCGAUGCGAUGGGUUCAGGAGAACAUCCAUGCUUUCGGUGGGGAUCCCAAUCGCGUGACCCUCAUUGGACAAAGCUCUGGUGGUACGAGCAUCCUUGGUCACCUUGCAUCCCGCAGCAGCCGCGGCCUUUUCCAUGGUGCCAUCUCGCUCUCAGCAUCGCCCAACAUUACCAUGGACCGAGCUGCGAAGGAGGCUCAGGACCGUGCGUUGCUCCUGCCGCACACGCCCUGCGCCGGCAUGAGCGAGUCCAAGUUGCUCGACUGCCUCUACACAGCGGACGCUGCCGAGCUGGAUGGUGCUUUGCCAACUUCCUAUUCGGAACCCGAAACGGACGCCCCGAUCUUCGAUUACCCGACGACCAAG